AUUUUUUAAAAAUUAAAUAAAAAAUAUACAUAUCAAGAGAAAAUAUGAUGUUUACUAAAUCUACUUUAAUUAUUUCUAAAAACUUAAAUAAUAAAUUAUUUUCAAAUUUCAGUUAAUUCAUAAAAUAUAACUUUGAAGAUGCUUUAAAUUUUAAAGCAUGCCUGACCUAGGAUGAAUUAUAAAUAAUGGAAAAUGCACGCCAAUUUUCUUAAGACAAGCUUUAACCCCGUAUAAAGGAUGCUUAUAAUCAUGAAAAAUUUGAUGUUAAUAUUAUGAAAGAAUAUGGUUAAAUGGGUUUUUUAGGCUGUACUAUUUAAGACUAUGAUUUACCUGGAGUAUCAUACACAGCUUAUGGAUUAAUUAAUAGAGAAGUUGAACGAGUUGAUAGUGGUUAUAGAAGUGCUUUAAGUGUUUAAAGUUCUCUAGUAAUGCAUCCUAUAAAUGAGUUCGGAUCAAAACAUUUGAAAGAUAAAUAUAUUCCAAGAUUAGCUACAGGAGAUUUAAUUGGUUGCUUUGGAUUAACAGAACCUAAUCAUGGAUCAGAUCCUGGAUCUAUGGAUUCAUAUGCUAAAAAAGAUGGUGAUGAUUAUAUCUUAAAUGGAUGUAAAACUUGGAUUACUAAUUCCCCAAUCGCAGAUGUAUUUGUAGUAUGGGUUAAAGACGAUAAAAAUGAUAUAAGAGGUUUUGUAUUAGAAAAAGAAAUGAAAGGAUUAACAGCCCCUAAAAUAGAUGGUAAACUUUCAUUAAAAGCAUCAAUUACAGGUUAGAUAGUUAUGGAUGAUGUAAGAGUCCAUAAAUCUUAAAUGUUAGAUGUUAAAGGUUUAAAGGGACCUUUUUCAUGUCUUAAUAAUGCUCGUUUUGGUAUUGCAUGGGGAACUUUAGGAGCAGCAGAAUUUUGUUUUCAUGCCGCCCGACAAUAUUGUUUAGAUAGAAAAUAAUUUGGUGUACCAUUAGCUGCAUUUUAGUUAAUUUAACACAAAUUCGCUGAAAUGUAAACAGAAAUUGCAUUGGGUUUACAAGCAGUUUUAUAAGUUUCACGAAUGAAAGAAUAAAAAACACUAGCACCUGAAAUGAUAUCAUUAAUAAAAAGAAAUUCAUGCAUGAAAUCAAUUAAAAUAUGUAGAGAUGCUAGAGAAAUUUUAGGAGGGAAUGGAAUUGCUGAUGAAUAUCAUAUUUAAAGACAUGCUAUUAAUUUAGAAACAGUAAAUACAUACGAAGGUACUAAUGAUAUACAUGCCCUUAUUUUAGGAAGAGCUAUUACUGGAAUACAAGCAUUUACAAGAAGCUAUCCAUGAUUUAACCUACUACAAUUAUAUAUAUUUAUUUUUUUAUAGUUUAAUAUAUUUUAUAUAUUAUAUUUAUUCAAAAUUAAAUCAUUAUUAAAAUUAAUAUUUAAUUAUAUAAAUA
Messenger RNA from Ichthyophthirius multifiliis, 1407 nucleotides. RefSeq lists its product as hypothetical. Gene Ontology annotation, molecular function: flavin adenine dinucleotide binding; glutaryl-CoA dehydrogenase activity; fatty-acyl-CoA binding. The record is from RefSeq and is a predicted model, not a curated record. Lineage: Eukaryota; Ciliophora; Oligohymenophorea; Hymenostomatida. Gene Ontology annotation, biological process: fatty-acyl-CoA biosynthetic process; fatty acid beta-oxidation using acyl-CoA dehydrogenase. The transcript is spliced from 8 exons.